Messenger RNA from Arabis nemorensis, 270 nucleotides. NCBI's taxonomy places the organism in Eukaryota, Viridiplantae, Streptophyta, Magnoliopsida, Brassicales, Brassicaceae. The record is from the annotation of a GenBank genome assembly.
AUGGCAUUAGCAGCACAAGCUCUGUUGCGAUCAAAUCUCUACGUGGCUAUGACUGAUGAUAAGGUUAUCAUGAAGAUUGGGCCAAAGGGGGAUUUGGGGACUCUUGGUUUAGCUUACUCAGGCCUUGAUUGUGCUGUUUGGGAGAAGAAAUACGAAAGGGUUGCUUAUUUGGACACCGAUGUUGGCCAGCCUGAAUUCACUGCACCGGGUUUUCUUUCUCUCACAGUUGUCGAUAAAUCAAGUCUCGGUACCUCAUACGGAUGCUUUUGA